Messenger RNA from Symbiodinium natans, 564 nucleotides. The record is from the annotation of a GenBank genome assembly. Lineage: Eukaryota; Dinophyceae; Suessiales; Symbiodiniaceae.
AUGCAGAAUGCGCUGCCAGCCGCAAAGGAGAUGGAAAGUGAGGAACUGGAAGAUGCUGCCACUGUUGUCAAAUUGCUCAAGGCAGCAGGUUUCAGCGCAGCGGCCAUCUCGGCACUCGGUCACCCGGCCGCCGCCCUGCGGCUCGCGGGCUUCGAACUUGGCGAGCUCCGAGCUCUCGGCCUGGACACGUCAGGACUGCGACUGGCUGGGUACUCAGCCAAGGCGAUGCAAGCUGCAGGCUACACGGUUCUAGAGCUGAAGAAGGCAGGGUACUCUGCUAGACAGCUGAAGGACAUGGGGCUCUCUGCGUAUGAGCUGAAGCUCUUGAGCUUCAAGGCAACCGUGAAGCGAAGCAAUGAACAAACCAACGCUUUGGCCGAUGAACUGCGACGCAACGACUUGCAUGCUGCAUUACCCUCCUUCAAGGCCGAACAGAUGCGAGAAGCUGACUUCCCGGCGCAUGAGCUUCUAGCCGUCGGAUACAGCAGCGAGGACUUGCCACUUGGUUCGCAAAUAUUGGAAUAUCGUUUGCACCAUUUUGCACCAGACCUGAAACAUUCUUAA